This is a messenger RNA of Zootermopsis nevadensis, 814 nucleotides long. It is a transcript of the gene RpL13A, whose product is annotated as ribosomal protein L13A. Gene Ontology annotation, biological process: negative regulation of translation; translation. Gene Ontology annotation, molecular function: mRNA binding; structural constituent of ribosome. The record is from RefSeq and is a predicted model, not a curated record. Lineage: Eukaryota; Metazoa; Arthropoda; Insecta; Blattodea; Termopsidae. Gene Ontology annotation, cellular component: cytosolic large ribosomal subunit; ribosome.
UCAACAGAGCAUAGAGUAUUACCAGAGUGUGGUUGGAAUGUUGGCAGCUCUACAGGAUAUCUAGAAGAUUCGUUGUGUUAGCAUCCAUGUGGGUGCUCAUGUAAUCCCUUUUCCGGUUGACGAAAGGAAGAUGACUGGGUUUGGGAAUAAAGCCAUCCUUAUAGAUGGCAGGGGCCAUCUUCUUGGUCGUUUGGCAUCAAUUAUUGCCAAAACUGUCCUUCAAGGCACUAGGGUCAUUGUUGUUAGGACUGAGCAAAUCAACAUUUCUGGAAACUUUUUCAGGGCUAAGCUGAAAUAUCUUUCAUUUCUGCGCAAGAGGUGCAAUGUGAAUCCUGCUAGGGGUCCAUAUCACUUCAGAGCACCAAGCAAAAUUCUGUGGAGGACAGUUAGGGGCAUGCUGCCGCACAAGACUGAACGGGGAAAGGCAGCAUUGAAACGUCUGAAGGCAUUCGAAGGCUGUCCUCCUCCAUAUGACAGACGGAAGAGGAUGGUAGUCCCAAACGCUAUGCGAGUCAUGUGCCUGAAGCCAGGCAGAAAGUACUGCCAUUUGGGACGGCUGUCGCACGAGGUGGGAUGGAAAUACAAGCACGUGGUGCGUACAUUGGAGCUGAAGAGGAAGGUGAAGACUAUCCUUCGUGUCCGCAAACAUAAACAACUGAAGAAACUUACCCAUGAAGCUGGUGAAAGGGUCGCAAAACAAGUUGAACCAUACACCAAAGUAAUCAAGUCAUAUGGAUAUAACUGAAAGUGUAAAACAAUUGUGUGUACUGAUUUAUUUCUUGUGUGAAAGAAACAGAGUUGGAAAGUAACAGUA